UGCGUGCUCCUGGAUGUACAUCAGCUGCUGUGGCUGUCGCUCCGGUUCAGGUGGCUUGUUUUCCUGGUUCCUCUCUCGCCAUGCUCGGUACAGACAAACUCCCCAUCGAGGAGACGCUGGAGGAUAGCCCUCAGACCCGCUCUCUCUUAGGAGUGUUUGAGGAAGAUGCAGCUGCUAUCUCCAGUUAUUGCAGUCAGCUCUAUCACGCCAUGCGCAGGAUUUAUGAUGCCCAGAAUGAAUUAAGUGCAGCCACUCACCUGACAUCCAAACUUUUGAAAGAGUAUGAGAAGCAGCGAUUUCCUUUAGGGGGCGAUGAUGAGGUGAUGACUUCAACCUUACAGCAGUUUUCGAAAGUGAUCGAUGAACUGAGCUCCUGCCAUGCAGUUUUAUCCACACAGCUGGCCGACGCCAUGAUGUUCCCCGUUAGCCAAUUUAAAGAAAGGGAUUUAAAAGAAAUCCUGACUUUGAAGGAGAUUUUCCAGAUUGCCAGCAAUGAUCAUGAUGUAGCGAUCAACAGAUACAGCCGGUUGUCCAAAAGACGAGAAAAUGAGAAGACCAAGUUUGAAGCCACCGAAGAUGUGUACACAGCCAGGAAAAAGCAGCAUCAGACCAUGAUGCAUUACUUCUGUGCGCUGAACACCAUCCAAUACAAGAAGAAAAUUGCAAUCUUAGAACCACUUUUGGGAUACAUGCAAGCCCAGAUUAGUUUUUUCAAGAUGGGCUCGGAGAACCUCAAUGGUCAAUUGGAGGAAUUCAUGUCGAAUAUUUCUACUAGUGUGCAGAAUGUACGUAGAGAAAUGGACAGUGAUGUGGAAACAAUGCAGCAAACCAUCCAAGACAUGGAGGUGGCAAGCGAACCCUUGUAUUUACCUGACCCAGACCCAAAGAAGCUUCCUAUCAACCGCAAUCUGACAAGGAAAGCUGGCUACCUCAAUAUACGCAAUAAGACGGGGCUGGUGUCCUCCACUUGGGAGAGACAAUACUUCUUCACUCAGGGAGGUAAUCUGAUGAGUCAGGCGAGGGGAGACGUGGCUGGUGGUCUGGUGAUGGACAUAGACAACUGCUCUGUGAUGGCUGUGGACUCUGAGGAUCGGCGAUACUGCUUCCAAAUCACAUCCUUUGAUGGAAAAAAGUCUGUAAUUCUGCAAGCAGAAAGCAAGAAGGAUAGUGAAGAGUGGAUCGCUACGAUAAAUAACAUCUCCAAACGUAUAUAUCUGACAGAGAAUCCUGAGGAAACUGCUGCCAGGGUAAACCAGUCUGCCAUAGAAGCCGUGACUCCAUCUCCAUCUUUCCAGCAACGACACGAGAGCAUGCGGCCCAUACAGUCUCGUCCUCGCAACACCCGCACAAACAGCACUGGGUCAGUGGGCUCUGAUUCCUCAGCUUUAACUGCUCUCUCCCUGGACUCCAUUGUGGCACCAGACACCCCAAUCCAGUUUGAUAUCAUUUCACCAGUCAGUGAAGACCAGUCUGGACAACCCAGGACUCCGGGACAAUCUGGCAGGCGAACAAACCCUUUUGGAGAAUCUGGAGAAAAAUCUGAAUCUGAAGACUCAAUCCUCCAUCAAUUAUUCAUUGUACGUUUCUUGGGAUCUAUGGAAGUCAAAGCGGACGACUGCCCAGAGGUUGUAUAUGAAACUAUGCGCCAAAUCUUAGCGGCCCGUGCAAUUCACAACAUCUUCCGGAUGACGGAGUCGCACCUCCUUGUCACUUGUGACUGUCUAAAGCUGAUUGAUCCCCAGACGCAAGUGACAAGACUGAGGUUUCCGUUACCAAAUGUGGUUUUAUACGCCACACAUCAGGAGAACAAGCGUCUGUUUGGGUUCGUGCUCAGGAUGGCAGGAGGACGGACAGAGGGACGACCGGUCUCUGUGUGCUACAUCUUUGAGUCAAACAAUGAAGGAGAGAAGAUUUGUGACUCAGUUGGCCUGGCCAAGCAGAUUGCCCUUCAUGCCGAGCUGGACCGAAGAGCUUCUGAAAAGCAAAAGGAAAUUGAGAAAGUAAAGGAAAAACAAGAGAAAGAAAUCAACAAACAGAAACAGAUAGAAAAGGACUUGGAAGAGCAGAGUCGGUUAAUAGCAGCCUCCAACAGACCCAACCAGACGGGCACAGAGGGACAAUUUGUUGUUCUCAGUGCCAGCCAGUCAGAGGAUGGUGACCACAGCGAGGACGGGAAAAAGAAAGGGGAAUCGGAGGCGUGAGACGGGACACAAGCAGAGACUUGUCGGCAUAGUCCCUCCUGCUCAUACGUACGGCACGAGAAGCAGAGCCAGAAGUAACCAGAGCUCUUUUAUAUGUGAUUAUGAAAGCCUUUUAGUUAAUAUACGCAGCAGUGCGGCGCUCUCAAUGAGUCAUGGAGCGGUGAUUUCACUCCAGUGGAAUCUGAUUGAUUUUUUUUUUUUCUUGUAAGAAAUCCUAAGAUACGGACCGAAGAUUUGGGGUCUCGGUGGUUUUGGUGUCUCUUGCACUUAGCAUUCUGCUUUUCUACUCCAUCGCUGUUGGUCAGCCUUUUGUAUUGUUGGUUCAUAGCAUAGGUUAUUGCGUCUAAAAGAGGACUUCCUGGACUUCAAGAAGUUGUCUAUGAUCAAAGAAAUUGCACCUUCUUCCUUCCAGACCUGUGAAGGGAAGCAUACUUACCUGCACACUGUUGGUUCCAUCCUGUUCUGUCUCCACUGCAAUUCGGUCCACGCAUGUAAACUUCUAGCAUGGAUGGUGCCACAUGCAUCGCUGCUGCAAUGAGUGGCCUGAUUGGUGGUGUGUCUCCAAGUGGCACAUCUCCGCUCAGGCCAAUCAUUGGCUGCAGCGGUGCAUGUGACCCCAGGCUGUAAGUUUACAUGGUGGGACUGAAAUGCUUUGAAGAUAGCAUGGGAUGGAACCAACGGGGCAGGUAAGUAUGCUUCCCUUCACCGUUCUAGUGGGGAGGGGAAGGAGCUAAAGAAAAAUAAAUGUUCAAUCGUGGACAACCCCUUUAAGCAUUGAUGGCCUCUCCAAAAGAGAAGUCAUUAUUGUUUACUUUCCGGAAGUCCUCUUAAAGGUAAUGCAUCGCGGAAGGAACUGCAUUGUUUGUCUACUAUUGGUAAUAUACUUAUGACUUACACUAGAGUCAGGCGUCAGCUGCCAAACAUGGAUCAACUGCAAAUGUGACUAUGGGGGAGAUCUGUCAAAAUUCGUUUGCUCAUAGCAAUUAAUCAGAUUCCAUCUUACAUUUUUUAGAAGUUCUCUGAAAAAUAAAAGCAACUACCUGAA
Messenger RNA from Bufo gargarizans (Asiatic toad), 3246 nucleotides. It is a transcript of the gene APPL1, whose product is annotated as adaptor protein, phosphotyrosine interacting with PH domain and leucine zipper 1. Gene Ontology annotation, biological process: signaling. Gene Ontology annotation, cellular component: endosome membrane; cytoplasm. Gene Ontology annotation, molecular function: identical protein binding. Lineage: Eukaryota; Metazoa; Chordata; Amphibia; Anura; Bufonidae. The record is from RefSeq and is a predicted model, not a curated record. The transcript is spliced from 22 exons. Bases 81 to 2201 code for a protein of 706 amino acids.